AUUUUCAAUUAACGUGUACGCGCGUGCUGCUGAAACUGUCAUAACAAGUUGCCGAUUUUCGCCAGUGCAAAAUUUGUUUUGCGAAUAUGGAAUGAAAAUCUUCAAAAUUAAGUGAAAUAAAUCGACGAAAAAAAAAUGAGUGUCCUAGCAGAUGCCGCGUGCAUAAAAGUUCUAACCAACGCAAAAAUAAUCGUUGGUAUCGGAAACAGUUUGGUUCUGUUGCAUCUGGAGCCCUCGGACGGACAAACACAUCGCGUUUCGGCACCGCUGCCCCGUUUCAAGCACAAAAUCAACGGAAUCGGCGCGAGUCGCAAGUCCGAUGGCUCGUGGCAGGUUGUGCUCCACGCAGGAAGGGACAUCUAUUCGCUCGUUUUGAAGGAGGACAAUACUUUUACGCAAGUGACCAAAGUUUGCAUUUACAACCUGAAGGAAGACAUGCAAUUUGAUGCGUCAACCGGAAGUUUAAUGGUUUUCGCCAAGAGACGUCUGAAUGACUGGAUCAGCUCGUUGAAACUGCUGGAUUGUGAAACGCUUUGCGCCGUGACCGGUCACGGAGUGGCCAUCUGCUUUCGGCUCGUGUUUGGCCACUGGACCAUGGUGGAUCAGUGCUGCUGCGAGGACAGCUCCACGUUGUACUGUUCGCAGCUGGUCGGUUCCAGCUGGCAGGACGUGCUGUGUCUUUGCGGAACGGCACUUGGGCUGCUGAUUACGUGGAAGGUUAGUGGGCCUCGACGGGGACAGAUUUUGAACAGUAUCCGGGCGCAUAACGGAGUGGUGUUCUCGAUCGAUUGCAACUUGGAGCGGAAUCUACUGACCACGACAUCGGAUGAUCGAUCGGUCAAGUUUUGGACGAUGGAAGCUCAGCAGGAUGAUCGGUUUGAGCUGAAAGAGCAAAGCUACUGCUUUGGACACACAGCCCGAGUGUUUCAGUGCAAGAUAAUCGAGAGUGGCUGGGUUGUUUCCGUUGGAGAAGACUCCAACGUUUGUCUUUGGGAUCCGGAAGGGAAUCUGGUUGUUCGGAAGCGUCUGGAAGAUGGAGCCACGCUGUGGAAUGUGGACUAUGACGCUGACACGAAGACGCUUUUCACCUGCGCCAACAAUGGCAACGUGGCACAGUUUUGCAUUGAACGGUAUCUAGUUUCGGAUCGUGGCCAGCAGGAAGUGACGGAUAUAACACCAGAAGUGGGAGGAGCUAACCUGACGAAGAUGAAAUUUAUGUCCGAUGGCUCGCUGGUCGCCGUGACGGAUCGUAAUCAGAUUGUUCUGUUGCGAGAAGGUGGGGAACCGGAAGUUGUAGAACAACUGGAGGGCUUCAAGUGCAGCAUUCUGGAAGUAUGCCAAGAUCGAAUCUACGUCGCUGGUGAUCAUAGCCUAAAUAUUUACGAACUUGUAAAAGGACAAAUAGCAUUGAUGACUAGUCACAAGAUCGAUUUCAACCUGGACGCAUUCGAACCGGAAGAGACGUCGGCUAAAGCGACCGUGAUUCGAUCGUUAGUUUGCAGCUCUCAAACAGUUUUUGCCUGUGAUAAUGAUGGAAGAUGCUUGGCUUACGAUCGCGAUCUAGCGCAGCUUAAAUCCUGCCACCGACUGCCAAAAAUCGGUGAGCGUUGGCUCACUUCCGGUUUCACCCAAGACAACCGCAUUCUGCUAGCCGAUCGUAACGGAAAUAUGUAUCUGUACCAAUCAGACGGUAUCGAUCCCGUGUUCAAACUACCUCGUCCUCACGGAAAUCUCGGAAUAACCCAAAUCCGGCUGGAGGAACGCACUGCCGAAGGAUGCUACCUGUCCACUUCCGGUCACGAUGGGCACGUGCGCACCAUUUUCCUGAACCCGCUCAAAAACACGCUUCGAAUGUGCGGCGCAGAAAAGGUUCCGAUAAGCUGGAUCGAUCGAAUGGUUCCGGGUAACGCCGGAAGUGACCUGCGGCUGAUGGGUUUCAACGACAGUCACUUUGUCGUGUGUGACCAGAGUCGGGAGGUGCUGCUGCAGGUCAAUUGUGGCGGUGGUCACCGGUACUGGGACUGUUACGGAUCGGCCGAUGGGAGCCACUUCCGGUUUGUGUACAUUCAGCACAAACGGUUGAAGCAAGUCGUGGCACGGUUGAAUCGGUCCACCGAAAGUGCGUUGCAGCUGCCAAGGCUCAACUGGCACUCGAAAGCCUGCAACGUGGUGCGGUUGGUGAAGACCGAAGUCGGCACGUGGUUCAUUUCCGGUGGAGAAGAUAACAUCCUGAGAAUCAAUAGAUUUUCUGAAGUAACAAGCAGUUUGGACAUUGGCAAGCAUUUGUACUGUCACAUUUCUAGCAUCAAAUCCCUGUGCUGGUUCGAGCGCAGUCCCGAAAGUAUUCUGCUCGUGUCUACCGGCGGACGUGCCCAGCUAUGCCUAACGACGCUUCAUCUGCAGAGUUCCGGAUGUCGCACCCGAGAGGAGCUAUGCUACAUGCUUAAAGCCAGCGAUUCCGACCGAUCCCGGUGGCGAACCAACCGAACGGCAGCGUUCGAUCCGGAAACGCGCUUCAUGUGUGCCGUCCCGAUGCAAUCCCGGCUGUUUAUCGGAUGUUCCGACGGAUAUCUGCGAGAAUUCACCGUCGAAGAAGAGCGAGGCUCGUACCGCAUAGAACUAGUGCAGGACAUUUUCUACGGGCGAUGCCUCCUGCACGCGACUAGCUUCACUGUCGCAAACGAGCCAAUUCUAGUCACGAUGGCCACAGACGGUCUUGUUUGUUUUUGGGACCCGCGACAGCUCGCCGAACCGUUCUACAAGCUGCAACACCACGCCAGCGGCAUCAACGGGUUCGAUCUGAAGCUGCUGGACGGCGGAACGGGAAGCUUCCUGAUUGCAACCGGUGGCGACGACCAGGCCGUGGCCAUUUCCAAGCUGCAGAUGCAACCGCGCAAGAGUUCCUUCUUUGUGCGGCUGGAGCGCACCGUUCGAGCGGCGAAUGUCCACCUGGGACAGGUCACCGGAGUGCGGUUCGCGGCAUCCGGGUCGAUGGUGUGGACUGCGGCCGUUGAUCAGGCGGUUUGUCUGCUGGAUUUUGGCGCUUUAAAGGGCGGUGUUUCGGUGGUGAAGCGGCUUGAGACAUGCGUCGCGGACGUUAAAGGGCUGGAGCUGGUGCCGGAAGCGGACGGGCUAUUCGUGUACGGAUGUGGAUUCGAGUUUAUUAAGGGUUAAGUGUUUAAAAUUGACGUUUUUUUAUGAAUUAUGAAAGUUUCUCACACAUUAAAAUACA
Culex quinquefasciatus (southern house mosquito) is the source of this 3232-nucleotide messenger RNA. RefSeq names its product WD repeat-containing protein 6. Gene Ontology annotation, cellular component: cytoplasm. The record is from RefSeq and is a predicted model, not a curated record. The transcript has 3 exons. Lineage: Eukaryota; Metazoa; Arthropoda; Insecta; Diptera; Culicidae. Gene Ontology annotation, biological process: tRNA methylation. The coding region runs from base 136 to 3174 and encodes 1012 amino acids. Gene Ontology annotation, molecular function: protein binding.